UCGGAGCGAGCAAGCAAGCGCGGACCGACAAAAAAAGAACUGCAGUUUUUUUUUUUUUGUAUUCCCUCCCCUCGUGCGGAGGCAGAACACUGGCGGUACUUGUCAGGGUGGUCCCGACACUCGGCGAGGCUGCACGAGAGAGGAGCUUCAACACAGACGGAAAUACUGAUCAGUUGAAAAGCACGUCUUUCUGACCGAUGUCUGCUGGACGAAAGGGAUGUCCUUGGAUGACUGCGGCGAAGUUCUGCACCUGCAGAUGAGCACGGAAUUACCUGUUUGCUGAACUUGUUGCUGUAUUGUACCCGACCUUUUGUGGAAAUAAUUUCGGAGACUUUUUUUGUUACCAGUAUCUGGCAGGAGACCGUGGUUUUGCCAGCAGGAUUGUAACAUUUUUCAGGCACAUUUUUAAGCUUUUUUGUAAUCUUCGGAGCACACCAGCUUUUACGCAGAGAUGCCUAUCCGCUGGUCCGCACGCCUGUGAUCAGCAUACGGAGCUUCGUGUCUGCUUCAGCCGGACUUGGGGCUUUGCAGAUCGGACAGAAUGGCAGCGGGAGUCGCCGCUUGGCUACCCUUCGCCCGGGCGGCAGCCAUAGGAUGGAUGCCGGUGGCGAGCGCGCCUAUGCCGACCCCGCCACGGGACAAGAGGCGGACGCAGGACGGGCUCAUCAUUCUCAACGUCAGCGGUUCGAGGUUUCAAACUUGGCGGAACACUCUGGAGAGAUACCCGGACACUUUACUCGGAAGCACAGAACGCGACUUCUUCUAUCACGAGGAGACCAACGAGUACUUUUUCGACCGCGACCCAGACAUCUUUCGGCACAUUUUGAAUUUCUACCGCACCGGGAAACUGCACUACCCGCGCCACGAGUGCAUCUCCGCGUACGACGAGGAGUUGGCGUUUUUCGGGAUCAUACCGGAGAUUAUCGGGGACUGCUGCUAUGAAGAGUACAAAGACCGCAGGCGAGAGAAUGCGGAACGCAUUGAGGACGACGAGGAUAAAGACAACAACAACGACCUGGUCCCGCCGGACAUGUCGUUCCGCGAGACCAUGUGGCGGGCUUUCGAGAACCCGCACACGAGCACCAUGGCGCUGGUGUUCUACUACGUCACGGGGUUCUUCAUAGCCGUCUCCGUCAUGGCCAACGUGGUGGAGACGGUGCCCUGCGGGAAGACCCAGAACCGGGUGGAGAUGUCCUGCGGCGACCGUUACGCCCUGGCCUUCUUCUGCCUGGACACGGCGUGCGUCAUGAUCUUCACGGUGGAGUACCUGCUUCGGUUGAUGGCGGCGCCCAACAGGUUCAAGUUCGUCAAGAGCGUGAUGAGCGUGAUCGACGUGGUGGCUAUCAUGCCCUAUUACAUCGGCCUGGUCAUGAGCGACAACGAGGACGUGAGCGGAGCCUUCGUCACCCUCCGGGUCUUCCGCGUCUUUCGGAUUUUCAAGUUCUCGCGCCACUCGGCGGGCCUCCGGAUCCUCGGCUACACGCUGAAGAGCUGCGCGUCCGAGCUCGGCUUCCUGCUCUUCUCCCUCACCAUGGCCAUCAUCAUCUUCGCCACCGUCAUGUUCUACGCCGAGAAGGGCUCCACCGCCAGCAAGUUCACCAGCAUCCCCGCCGCCUUCUGGUACACCAUCGUCACCAUGACAACGUUGGGGUAUGGGGACAUGGUUCCUAAGACCAUCGUGGGCAAGGUGUUUGGCUCCAUCUGUUCUCUGAGUGGCGUGCUGGUGAUCGCUCUGCCCGUGCCCGUCAUCGUGUCCAACUUCAGCCGCAUCUACCACCAGAGCCAGCGGGCAGAGAAGCGCCGCGCCCAAAAGAAAACCAGGCUUGCUAGAAUUCACGCAACGAAGAGCGGCGGGACUAACGCUUAUUUGCAGUACAAACGCAACGGGCUCCUGGCCGAGAACGAGGAGGAGGCUUGCAAGGAGGCGGGUCAGGCUCUGGUGUGUAAGGCCAACCCAGUCUUCCAGACCGAGCACCAUCACCUGCUGCACUGCCUGGAGAAGACCACGAACCAUGAGUUUGUGGACGAGCAGACGUUCAAGUCCAGCUGCCUGGAGGUUUCCAUGGUGAAGGCUCCGUCGCGCUCCUCCUCCGUCUCCUCGGCGACCAGCGCCGGGGGCGUCGGCCUGUCGUCAUGCUGCUCGCGGCGGAACAAGCGCAAGAGCUUCACCGUCGCCAACGCCAACAUGGCCGCCCGGAGGGGCAGUGUUCAGGAGCUCAGCACCAUCCAGAUCAGAGAGAGGCCCAUCACCAACAGUCGCUCCAGUCUGAAUGCUAAGUUCGACGAGACGGUGCGGCUGAACUCGGAGCCUCCAUACUUGACGGCGGCGGUCAUCAGCAUGCCCACGCCACCGGUCACCACUCCGGAGGGCGACGAGUCGGCCAGCACGCCCGACUUCCUGCAGAGCAACAUCGUGCGCGUCUCGGCGCUCUAAAAAGACGACACCCCCCCCCCCCCCCCCCUGUUUUGCCGAAGUCUCGCGCAGCCGUCACGCUGUGUGUCACGUCGCAUCACGUAACGUAAACGUCAAAACGUCACGCGCGCUCUCCAAACCGACCAGCUUUUUAAUCGUGGCCCUUCUUCACCUGUAGAUGAGCGGGAGGGGGGAAGUCCAGUUUCAAACUAGGAAGUGGAAAAAACGUUUUAACCACCACCCGCCCCCCCACGCACACAUUUACACACAUACAUACAUACACACACACACACACACACACACAUAAACAACCCUACCCCCUCCCACCACCUCCGCUGAAGAGAGGGAUUGAUUGAGCGAGGAGCGGAGGAGGACAAGGAGGAAAAGCGAGAGGGGGAGGAGGAGGAGGAGGAGGAGGAAGAGCAGGAGAUGGACCUUUUUUUCCGUUCCUACACGUAGCUCUGCUUUGCGCCGGAACCCACAGUGCAAAGCCAUGCCACGCACACAGAGGCCCAUGGCGCAGCUCCAUGCUGGAGCUUAUGGGUCCUCUGGCGCAGCUGCGUGCUGGGACUCACUAGGCUUUUAACUGGUAGAGGAGAUAUUAUCAUUACCUACGUAACUAUUUUUCUGAGUAUUGUGCGUCUUUUAAUUCACUGUCUUAAGGUGGU
Sardina pilchardus (European sardine) is the source of this 3081-nucleotide messenger RNA. It is a transcript of the gene kcnd2, whose product is annotated as potassium voltage-gated channel, Shal-related subfamily, member 2. The transcript is spliced from 7 exons. Gene Ontology annotation, biological process: protein homooligomerization; potassium ion transmembrane transport. Gene Ontology annotation, cellular component: dendritic spine; postsynaptic membrane; neuronal cell body. NCBI's taxonomy places the organism in Eukaryota, Metazoa, Chordata, Actinopteri, Clupeiformes, Clupeidae. The coding region runs from base 542 to 2434 and encodes 630 amino acids. Gene Ontology annotation, molecular function: protein binding; A-type (transient outward) potassium channel activity. The record is from RefSeq and is a predicted model, not a curated record.